Molecule: messenger RNA, 381 nt
Organism: Rotaria sordida
Lineage: Eukaryota; Metazoa; Rotifera; Eurotatoria; Philodinida; Philodinidae
Source: the annotation of a GenBank genome assembly
AUGAUUGAAUUAGGUAAUGUACAUACAGAAUCUGUAGUAGAAUCAACAAUACAUUUAUUUAUAAAUGGUAUUGUAUUAACACGAUAUGUUGAUUUAUUCGAAAAAACAGUUGAUAAUAAUAAUUAUUCAUCAAAUCAAUAUUAUUUUAAUUUAUUUGUUGAUCCAACAAAAACUUCAUCUACAACAUCAUCAACUACGUCAAUCAUAUCAACUAACACAACUUCAAUAACAACAACAAAUGAAUCAACUACGACUAUUACUACAAUUGUUACAAAAUGCAAUUAUAUAUCACUAAUAACUGAACAAUCCUUAAUUGAACAACGAUUUGGUCAUCCAUGUAAUAUGUAUUGUUCACAUUGUCGACAAUCAACUGUUAAUUAA